Messenger RNA from Lingula anatina, 1303 nucleotides. RefSeq lists its product as uncharacterized. NCBI's taxonomy places the organism in Eukaryota, Metazoa, Brachiopoda, Lingulata, Lingulida, Lingulidae. Gene Ontology annotation, biological process: SCF-dependent proteasomal ubiquitin-dependent protein catabolic process. Gene Ontology annotation, cellular component: SCF ubiquitin ligase complex. Gene Ontology annotation, molecular function: protein binding. The record is from RefSeq and is a predicted model, not a curated record.
UAGCCCGAGAAUAGGAAAAAAUCGACGCGAAAAUACCUAUUUAUAGUAAGGUGUAGUACGUCAUACAGCUUUCCAGGUCACAUGACCAUGUCACAUGAUUCUCUGACCCGUAAACAAAAUGGCAGGUAACAGGUUACCAGUUGAGGUUAUCACUCAUAUCAUGAGGUUCCUAAGUGUCUCAGACCGUAAAGAAGCCUGCUUAGUGAACAAGAUCUGGUAUGAGGCCUACUCCGACCCUGUAAUACAGAGAGAUAUUGUAGUAACAUUCCACUCCCACAGCACAUACUGUAAGGAACCUUUGUCAGGUCUGCGGAGACGUCAGACCCCAAAUUUAGUCCUCAACGAGAUAGAUGACUCUAAUAAAUCCAAGGACAUGAUCCUUAUGUCAUGCCAGUAUCUUAGUGAGAACUUGCAGAGCUUGUCACUAAAAGGCUGUGAGGUGAGUGUCGGGACUUUCAUGACUUUCAUCAACCAGUGCUGCACCCUGGUGAGCUUAGAUCUCAGUUGCUGCAAUAACUUGUUCAUGACAGGCACCCUGCUCCAGAAUGCGGAAGAAAGGGAGAAACUGCAGAAAGUUUUAGAAAAUGUGCGAUAUUUGAACUUGAGCGGGAUACGCUUCCUCUCUGAUGUUACCUUCAACAGAAUGGUAGAGGUGUGCUGCAACAUCGAGUCCCUCUCCCUGGCAUCUUCGCGCAUCACAUUCAACUCAGACCCUUACAAGAGAAACACCGCACAUGGCCCCAGUGCAUCCUUGCUCACUUUUGAAAACAUUAUGAAAUUCAUCGAGGACAACAGCAAUAAGAUCAAUGCUCUAGACUUCAGCCGCACCUCCAUCAAUGACGAGGCACUCCUAACAGUGGCCAGCACAAAGGGUCUUAAACUUCAGAGACUUGUCCUCCACACUUGCAGAGAGCUGGGAUCCGAAGGAGUCGUGGAUCUCUGUAAGACACAAAAAGACUUGGAACACUUGGACUUGGCUGAGUGCUUUGAAGUGGGAAACCAGGGGGCUGGUGCCAUCAUGAGGAACCUAUCGCUGUUAAAAUUCCUCAGGCUUGAGAAGUGCAGGUAUGUCACUGACGAGGCCGUGAAAGGGUUACACCAGUUACAUAACCUCGUCCACCUCGACCUUUCUGCUUGCCAUCAGGUCACCUCCAAGGGGUUAAUCCGAGGGAUCUGUGAGAAACCCCUCACCCUCCUCACCCACCUCAACCUGAACUGCUGCAGUUACGUCAAUGACAGUUUUGUGUUGGAGGCGUGCAGGGCUCUCCCUCAGCUCGUCCACCUGGAUCUGGGCUCCUUAUAA